AUGACAAUGUUGCGAGGUUUCGUUCGUGGCUAUCGACGUUUAGUGGCCACGUUGGUAUCACCACAGAUCUGUCCGAUAUGUCUGGAAAUUGUGCCCGUGCUGAGGCUACGUGACGUAAAGGAUGACGUCAACGAGACGUAUGCAAAGCUGCACUGUCGCCAUCGUUUCUGUGCUGAGUGCAUUCGAAAGUAUAUUGAAUUCAAGAUCAAGACGCGAGAAGUAGAUGAAGACCAAUUAGUGUGUCCUGUGGUUAAUUGUAAGCAGAGCAUCAAGGAACAUGACAUGAAAUGCAUUGUAGGAUCAAAAGAGAUGGUACAGUAUCGAGCGGUGUUGAAACGCAAGCGAGAUGAGAAGAAUCCAAGUGCCCGGUGGUGUCCAAGACCAGGUUGUGAUGAGCUUAUCAUGUGUGAAAGCACAGACAACUUCACUUGUCCGAAAUGUGAGACGGUGGGCUGCUUUCGCUGUCGUGGAUAUGUACAUUGGUUCUGGUUCUGUCGUGGCAAAGAAGACGAGUCGUAUCUUGCGUGGGAAGCAUCAGUAGGCAAACAAAAAGCAGUGCGGGCGUGUCCGCACUGUCAAAUGCGGAUUUGGAAAAAUGAAGGUUGCAAUCAUAUGACGUGCACGCGUUGCCGGUUCGAGUACUGCUGGGUUUGCGAAAACUCGUGGAGUGCCAGUCAUUAUGCGUGCUACAGUCUGCCAUUUGUAGGGGCCUCGACAACUUGGGGACGUUGGUUGCAUCACACGUUGGGGUAUGCUGUCAUGGUGUUGAUCGCGGCGGUGAUAUCGACAUUUGGCUUUUACGCUUUUGUGGGCGGCUACGUCGUAUUCGGUGCCAUUGUUCACGCCAUGCGUCGUGCUACCGGCAACCCGGGAGUAUUGAUGUUAUGA
Messenger RNA from Peronospora farinosa, 888 nucleotides. Lineage: Eukaryota; Oomycota; Peronosporomycetes; Peronosporales; Peronosporaceae. The record is from the annotation of a GenBank genome assembly.